AUGGUAAUGAACAAUUUAUAUAAAUCUUUAUUCCAUGUUCGAUAUACGUGCAGACUUUACUCUCAAACCGCUUCGUUUCAAAUCCAACAAUUACACAGCAGAGCGCUGAUAAGAUUGACCGGAGAUGACAUUUAUACGUUUUUGCAAGGUCUCAUUACCAACGAUAUCAAUACCUUGAAUUCCGAUGGACAUUCUGUAUUCACCAUGUUUCUAAAUAACAGAGGACGUGUACUGUACGAUUCCCUAAUUUAUAGAAAAACAGAACGAGAACUCAUUUUAGAAUGCGACUCGACCAUUCGAGAUAAUUUAGUGAAACAUUUGAAAAUGUACCGGGUGCGAAAGAAAGUCGACAUAACUCCCGUUAAUGAAGGUGUUUGGGCUGUUUUCAAAGAUCACGAUUCGAUCAAUGAUCCUCUCAGCAGUACUUCCAAAAACGUGAAUAAUUUCACAGUAUCCCAUACUCCAAGUUCGAAACGUGACCUGUAUGAAAGCUUACUUGAGAAAACUUUGCAAUGUGAUCAAAUCGCCGCGUUUAUUGAUCCUAGAAUUUAUAUUUUGGGAUUGAGAAUAUACAGUUCAAAUUCUUCAAAUGUGAUUAGUACUUUGGCCGACCAAGGCGUCAACGUUAUCGUUUCGAAAGAUUAUAUCAAAUUAAGAUACAAAUUCGGGGUAGCCGAAGGUGUGAUAGAAUUACCUCCUGCCAACUGUUUUCCUUUGGAGGCUAGUUGCGAAUAUUUAAAUGGUGUUAGCUUCCACAAGGGAUGUUACCUUGGACAAGAACUCACCGCCAGAAUUCAUUAUACCGGUGUGGUACGCAAAAGACUGAUGCCAUUAAUUUUGUCUUCUGUUCCAGAAUGCGAAUUGAUACAAGAUUCUAUUGUUGAGACUGAAGACGGGAAAAAAGUCGGAAAAUUACGCGGGAUAUCUGACAAUUACGCUUUAGCUUUACUUAGAAUCACCGAAAGUUUACAAAAUGCAGCAAAAUUGAAAAUUUCCAACGUGCCGGCUCUUACCUAUAAACCUUACUGGUGGCCGCAGGAACAAUCUGUGGAAAAAGAUUCGUCUACUGGAUCUUCGUAAAACCUCAUGUUGAGCCAGAUCGAUUUGCCUAGGCGAAAUGGCGUUUUAUUUUUGCCGAAUUUCUUAGUUGUUAAUUUGAAAACAUUCACUUGAUGGACGCUGCUAACCACAUUGCCAAAGACAUAUUUCAAUGUUCAUUAUGUUCGUUGAAAGAACCUUACCAUUAUUUUGGUAAAAAACCUCAGUUCAAUACAAAAAUUAAAUUCAAAG
Messenger RNA from Planococcus citri (citrus mealybug), 1290 nucleotides. Its product is annotated as putative transferase CAF17 homolog, mitochondrial. The coding region runs from base 1 to 1080 and encodes 359 amino acids. Gene Ontology annotation, biological process: iron-sulfur cluster assembly. Lineage: Eukaryota; Metazoa; Arthropoda; Insecta; Hemiptera; Pseudococcidae. Gene Ontology annotation, molecular function: protein binding. The record is from RefSeq and is a predicted model, not a curated record. The transcript has 2 exons. Gene Ontology annotation, cellular component: mitochondrial matrix.